Panicum hallii is the source of this 1175-nucleotide messenger RNA. Its product is annotated as SPX domain-containing protein 1-like. The transcript is spliced from 3 exons. Bases 87 to 938 code for a protein of 283 amino acids. The record is from RefSeq and is a predicted model, not a curated record. Lineage: Eukaryota; Viridiplantae; Streptophyta; Magnoliopsida; Poales; Poaceae. Gene Ontology annotation, biological process: cellular response to phosphate starvation.
GCCUCCUCUCCGGCCUCCCCCACACCCGCAUUCCACCACGAAUUCCCCCACAACUCGAUCCAAUUCCGGUUCCUCCCACAACCGCAAUGAAGUUCGGCAAGAGCCUGAACAACCAGAUCGUGGAGACGCUCCCCGAGUGGCGCGACAAGUUCCUGUCCUACAAGGACCUCAAGAAGCGGCUCAAGCAGAUCGGCGCCGGCGACGUGGACGGCGAGCGGCGGAGCAAGCGCCAGCGCGUGGGGGGCGGCGGCUCCCCGCCGGCGAUGACCGCGGAGGAGGCCGGGUUCGUCGCCCUCCUCGACGCCGAGCUCGACAAGUUCAACGCCUUCUUCCUCGAGAAGGAGGAGGAGUACGUCAUCCGGCAGAAGCUGCUGCAGGACAGGGCGGUGAGCGCGGCGGAGACGGGGUCGGCGGAGGAGCUGCUGCGGGUGCGGAAGGAGAUCGUCGACUUCCACGGCGAGAUGGUGCUGCUCGAGAACUACAGCGCGCUCAACUACACCGGGCUGGUCAAGAUCCUCAAGAAGUACGACAAGAGGACCGGCGCGCUGAUCCGGCUGCCCUUCAUCCAGAACGUGAUGCAGGAGCCCUUCUUCACCACCGACCUCCUGUACAAGCUCGUGAAGGAGUGCGAGGCGAUGCUGGAGCAGCUGCUGCCGAGGAGCCAGCCGCCCGCGCCACCGAGCGACGACGGGAGGGAAGACAGCGACGGCGACGAUAAGCCUGUGGAUGCCGCCGGCUCCUCAUUGGCCAACGGCGGCGGCGAGGUCCUGGAGCUGGAGGAGAUCGAGGACAUGGAGAGCACGUACAUGAAGAGCACCGUGGCCGCGCUCAGGUCGCUCCGGGAGAUCCGGAGCGGGAGCUCCACGGUGAGCGCCUUCUCCCUGCCGCCGUUGCACGGCGCCAAUGGGCAUGCGGAGGAGCCGGAGCAGGAGGGCUGACGGGCUGCCGCCGUUUGCGUGGAUCGAAAUGACGGAGCAGCCUUUGUCGUCAGGUGGCUGGGCCGAUUGAUGUGUGUAAAAUGCUUCUUGCUUGCAAUGCUCAGAGAAGAUUUUCUUACUUCGGUUCUGCGCCAUGUACACACACAGUGAUUGCUUUCGCACAUAAUCUGGCAACUGAUGUAAAAGUGGGAUAAUAUCUUAUAGGGUGUAUAUACAAAUCUUGAGAAGGAUUCAAUA